Raphanus sativus (radish) is the source of this 1061-nucleotide messenger RNA. RefSeq lists its product as uncharacterized. Lineage: Eukaryota; Viridiplantae; Streptophyta; Magnoliopsida; Brassicales; Brassicaceae. The record is from RefSeq and is a predicted model, not a curated record. Bases 600 to 938 code for a protein of 112 amino acids. The transcript is spliced from 5 exons.
GCAGGUUUCAGACGAACUAGGCCGUGGAACACGAAGCCCAUUCGGAGUUAGGUUGAACUAAACCCACAAUCUCAACCUUUCAGAGAUAACACCGAAAUUCUCUCUCUCUCUCUCUCUCUCUCUCUCUCUCUCUCUCUCUCUCUCUCUCUCUCUCUCUCUCUCUCUCUUCGAAACCCUAGCCUCCAUUCUCUCCCCUUUCUCUCUAAGACGAUUUGUCGCCUCCAUCAUUUAUCGGAGCUGUUCUGACGAUUUCCUGAGCUUCUCUUCGCUCCUCUGACUCCUGAGAACCCUUACAAAUGCCAAGACUCAGUCACAAUUUCUGAUCAGAAAACUUUGAAUGACUCGGAAACUGAACCGACGAUUCUUCAAUGAAUCUGCAUGAGCCCGAUCUGAACCAGACUGCCUCUGGAUCAACCAUCUGACAUCAAAAGCUUCAACCUUUUCAAAUCACGGAACCCAGAUAAGUCUUCCCUGACCUUUCUCUUUCCGAUGAACACAUAACAUUUCCUGAUGUACUGAUGUUGAUUGUAGAAACCUUUUCUUAAUCUGAUCUUUCUUUGUUUUCAGGAAACCCGAAAAUACUCCACCUGAAACUGUUCAUGCACCUACAGAGAUCUCCACCUCGCUUCCAAUACUCGGGUAACCAACAACGGAGACACAUCGUUACCGAAGCCGCUUCUUCUUCAGAACAGGUUCACCAGUUCAGGGAAAAGCCUGAACUUUGGAUCAGGUACAUGUCUAACCUCAAUGAAAUCGAACUCCAAACAUUCCCAAAUGAAGUGGUACUUCGGGAGUAUGUGUUUGUUUCUCCCCUGAAACACCGGGUUCUUGCUUGUUUUGCAGCUUCUGUAGCAGCCAUGAACUUCGCCUCACAUGAAGAGAGUUCUACAGUGGGUUGCUUAGACGAUAUCUAUGUGAUCGGUGAUGUUCCAAGGUAGAACAUAAACUCUUUCGUGCUUCUUCCAUAAUCAACAUACUAGAUUUUGACCCGCGCUUGGAAGCGCGGGUUUUUCUUUGGAUUGUAAUCAAAGUUUCUUAAUAAAUAUUUUAGAAUUCUUGUA